Triticum aestivum (bread wheat) is the source of this 897-nucleotide messenger RNA. RefSeq names its product gamma-glutamylcyclotransferase 2-3. Gene Ontology annotation, molecular function: glutathione specific gamma-glutamylcyclotransferase activity. Gene Ontology annotation, biological process: glutathione catabolic process. Bases 166 to 720 code for a protein of 184 amino acids. The transcript has 8 exons. NCBI's taxonomy places the organism in Eukaryota, Viridiplantae, Streptophyta, Magnoliopsida, Poales, Poaceae. Gene Ontology annotation, cellular component: cytoplasm. The record is from RefSeq and is a predicted model, not a curated record.
CUUCAGUAGACCCAGCCAGUUGUCUUCCAACUGUCCAGCCGUCCUCGGGAGGGGAGGUGUCCAAUCAGAGAAGCGGCAGAGGCACCAACACGCACCGCCGAUUCGAUACACAUACGAUUCCACCGGACCGGAGUAAGUGAGGGUGAGGUAGACGGAGGAGGAGGCAUGGUGAUGUGGGUGUUCGGCUACGGCUCCCUGGUGUGGAACCCCGGGUUCGCCUACGACGCCCGCCUCGUCGGCUUCGUCAGGGACUACCGCCGCGUCUUCUACCAGGGGAGCACGGACCACAGGGGCACGCCGGAAUUCCCCGGGAGGACCGUCACGCUCGAGCACCAGCCCGGGUCCACAUGCUGGGGAGUUGCUUACAAAAUUUCAAGGGAGCAAGAUAAGCAGACAGCCCUGGAGUAUCUGGAAGUAAGAGAGAAGCAAUAUGAUGAGAAGGUUUACCUUGACUUGUAUACAGAUUCUUCCCCCAAAAUACCAGAAGUCCAAGAUAUGAUGGUAUAUUUAGCCACCACAAAUAAGGAGGCCAACCAAAACUAUCUGGGUCCUGCUCCGCUGGAAGAAAUGGCCAAGCAAAUCUACCUUGCUGAAGGCCCGACUGGACCUAAUAAAGAGUAUUUGUUCAAGCUCGAGGACGCGUUAAACAAAAUAGGAGUUGUGGAUCAACAUGUUCAGGAUUUGGCGAAUGCUGUGCGCAAGUAUGCAGAUAGUUUGUAAUCUCAUUAUAGGAUCACAUGAAGGUGGAAUUGAUUGUUGCGGAAACAUCUUUAUUCAUGUAAGGUCUGAAAAGCUUGUGAGUCGUGAAUAUAUUCAUGCCCCUCUAUAGAUGGCAGUAUAAAAAUUACAUAAGUGAGAUGGUAAUGAGAGCUAUUGGCUGUCCUUGUAUUUUACUCA